CUGGGAUGGGGUUCUGCUGCAAGUCCUUCUGACUUUUCAACCUGAAAGUUCCAACCCUGUGAACACUCUUCUGCUUGACUUGACUCUGCUUUUUGUAAUUUCAGUGGCUUCUCCGCGUCAAGUGGGGAAUUUAAUUAAAGAGUAAAGACCAAGAAGGGGUCUCAUCUUCAGUGUUCUGGCAGUUGACCCUAGGCUUUUUAACACCUCCGGGGCACUUGGCUUCGUUAUUCUAGCUGGGAGUUUUCUCGCCAAAGUUGCCCGGAAAAAGGUUGUAUAAUCACGUUUCCAUCUUAAUCAGCUGCUUCAGUAUUCACACAUUCUCUAGCAGCGCUGAUGGCAUCCUCGCCGAUGGCAUCCAUUUUCUUGGUUAUGGUCUUCUUAUCCUCCAUCUUUAUAGCCACCGAAGCUUAUAGGGCUAGUUCCAGAACUGUACAGUGCAGCCAUGGAGGUCCUGGAAUUCAAUUCCCUUUCUGGUUGGAAUUCCGGCAAUCCCGCGACUGCAACUCUCCCGGGUUUGAUCUGCUUUGUAGAGGGAACGCGACCGUGAUUCGGUUCCCGUCUUACGGGGACUUGGUGGUGAAAUCCAUUCUUUACAACACUAGGAAGCUCAACCUCAUUGACCCUAAAAGUUGUGUCCCUGAAGUCUUCCUCAAUCUCAACCUCUCCCUCACACCCUUCCAUUACUGGUAUGCGGUUAGGAACUACACUUACUUCAACUGCUCGGCACCUCUUUCAAAUGCUUUCAAGGAGAUUCCAUGCUUGAGUGGCGUCGGGUUUCACGUUUAUACCGUCGAAUCUUAUCUUCCCGUGCCGGGUUCUUGCAAAAAGAUUAAAACGGUUGCAAUCCCGUUCUCUUAUAGUCCGUAUAUAUCUGAUAACUCGUUUGGUCUCGGGUUGACAUGGGACCUGCCUGGUCGUGAAAGCUUCGCCACAAAAGGUCAUCGCCACAUCUUAUCUAUUGACAGAGGAAAUGGCAAAGUUCUAAGCAUCGGAAUCGUUAUUGUCGCACUUGUUGCCCGGGCAAGUGUUAAAAUUUAUCGGUCUAGAGAGCUGCAGAAGCUGAAAAAGGAGCAGGAACUUGAAGCCCAAAAGUUAUUAGCAGAUUCUUAAAGCUCAAAAAUCUGAAGCAACGGCUGAUUGCUGGUAUUUGAGACUUGAGUCGUGUAAAAAUAAAUUGGUGAUGAAGAGCCGUCUCAAAACCAUCAACCGGAGAUUCAGAACUCAGUUGUUCUGUUAGUGUUAGAAAAACUGUACUCGUCGAAUCUUUUUCGAUUAUAGUAACUCUGCUUUCCAUCAGAAUAGACCACACUACGACCCAUCUUUUUCUCU
Messenger RNA from Rhodamnia argentea, 1329 nucleotides. RefSeq names its product RING-H2 finger protein ATL22-like. The transcript has 2 exons. NCBI's taxonomy places the organism in Eukaryota, Viridiplantae, Streptophyta, Magnoliopsida, Myrtales, Myrtaceae. The coding region runs from base 334 to 1110 and encodes 258 amino acids. The record is from RefSeq and is a predicted model, not a curated record. Gene Ontology annotation, molecular function: polysaccharide binding.